This is a messenger RNA of Trypanosoma conorhini, 675 nucleotides long. RefSeq lists its product as uncharacterized. Gene Ontology annotation, molecular function: RNA binding. The record is from RefSeq and is a predicted model, not a curated record. The transcript has a single exon. Gene Ontology annotation, cellular component: nucleoplasm; cytoplasm; ASAP complex. Bases 1 to 675 code for a protein of 224 amino acids. Lineage: Eukaryota; Euglenozoa; Kinetoplastea; Trypanosomatida; Trypanosomatidae. Gene Ontology annotation, biological process: mRNA splicing, via spliceosome.
AUGGCGGUGGAUGUGGUGGCCCGGCUGUCUAAUUUGCCCACUAGCGUCACGGAGGCCCACAUACGCGAGCUCAUCGAGCCCUUUGCGAAGGUGCGGCGGGUGACGAUGCCCUCCCCUGUGCUUUGGCUCUCCUGCCCCACGGGCAGGGCAGAGGUCGCCGGUGACACGCUGGAGGACACCAAGCUGGUCUACGUGCAUCUGCACGGCACCGUUAUGGACGGCAACCGCAUCAACGUGUCUUUUGCCAAGCUCGGCGGCGGCCCCGGGCACGACGGCGGCGGUUACGGCAGGCGGGCGGCGGAGAGGGCGCCACGGCCGCCGGAGCGUAGGGACCCCCGGGCGCGCCUACCCCGCAGUGACACCAGCGACGGGUGGCGGCAGAGGGAGAGCGCGCGGCCCGAGCAUCGGCGCCGCCGCCGCGAGGACGAGCGGCACGCAGGGCGGCAGGAUAGGCGGCGCUCUCCGUGGAGCUCCGCCUCGCCCUCGCCUUCCCCGUCGCGUAGACGCAGACGCCACUCACGCUCCCCCUCCUCCUCCUCCUCGUCGUCGUCGGCUCCACGUCGAAGGCGCUCCUCCACGACGUCGCAGCAGCAGCGGCGGUGGCGGAAGCGGAGACGCACUUCGUCGCGGCCAAGGCGCCACAGCCGCUCGCGCUCGCCAAGCUGGGGGAACUGA